UGAACGCCGUACAACAAUUUAAUGUGUCGUAAACAUUCCAUAGCGAUCAUGACCAAAUAUGAUAUAUUGUAUUGACAAGAUAGCCCAGGGACCGCUUUUACAAUAUAAAUGGAAAUACAUGUGAUGUCGGUUGGGAAAAAAGGGCUUAUUCUCACGUGGAUAGAUUUUGGGUGGAGUAAAUCCUCUCGCUUCGCCUCUUCCUCUCGGUCAUUACGCUGGAUGAUGGAGAGAAGUGCGCCUGACCUGUACGCGUUCCUGAAUGUAAUAGACUACACGAGACCAACAUAAAUGAGAAUUUCGAUUAUGAUGUUUAUUAGUAUAACAGACGGUCUGCAGUUGGUUAGCGUCGAUUCGUAGCUACGAAAACCCUAAUCUACAUCACCACCGGGAAAUUCCAACAUCACUUUGCUUCAUCUGCCUGGCUGAAAGUGUAGGAGUUGGUGCUUUCAAAUAGGAUCAUAUUGAACCGUCCGUAUCAAACAGAACCCUGGUAUGGUACUGAUACCUAUUUUUAUGCUGUGCAUAGGAUAUGCUUUCUACUUAGCUACUAUUCACUAACGUUAGUCUUUUCAUCACUGAUUUUUGGGCUAACUAGGUAGCGUUAGCCUAGCUAGCGCGUUAGCCUAGCCAGCUAAGCGGUCAUACGAAUGUAAUGGGUCACACACACAGCUGUUCUUUAGGAUGAUAGACCGAAAUUAUGGAUAAUAUCAUAGUCGAAUUGUUCUCCUCAUGGAGUGUAUAUUUUGGGGAUAUUGUUUGCAUACACUGGAUACGCUUGGUGACGUUGUUGAUUCAAUGACGACAUGCACCACUAACUUACCGGUACUGGAACAUGUUUGUAGCUAACGUUACUGGCAACACGCUAGUCGAUGUUAUUGUUAGGUAACGUUAGUUAGCCAACAUUAGCGAGAUAAUUAGCAAGUUGCUGCCUAUGUAGAUUGCGGUGGAAAGCACAAGACAGCUCCUCUAUUCGGGAAGCUCCAAAAUUUCGUAAAUCAUGAAACAUUGCGAAUACCAGCAAAUCGACCCGCAGGCACUUUCAACACCAACCCCGACCCUGCCGCUGCAACAGGCUGUUGUUCAGGAAGAGAAGAAGGGGGAAACCGCACGGAGAAAAUGGGAAGUUUUCCCCGGCAAGAAUCGCUUCUACUGUGAUGGACGGAUCAUAGUGGCUCAGCAAAGCGGUGUCCUACCACUCACCCUCGGCCUCAUUUUGGUCACCACUGUACUGUUCUUUGUUUUCGACUGUCCCUUCCUGUUGAAGCAUCUGACUGUGUUCAUCCCAGCAAUUGGAGGAGUGCUGUUUGUGUUUGUAGUCAUCUCCCUCCUGCAAACCAGCUUCACUGACCCUGGCAUCCUGCCCCGAGCCACACCGGACGAGGCCGCAGACAUUGAGAAGCAGAUCGAUAACUCUGGCUCUUCCACCUACCGACCCCCUCCCCGCACCAAGGAGGUGAUGAUCAACCAGCAGGUAGUGAAGCUCAAGUAUUGUUUCACCUGCAAGAUGUUCCGGCCACCGCGCACUUCCCACUGCUCCCUCUGUGACAACUGUGUGGAGCGAUUCGACCACCAUUGUCCCUGGGUGGGGAACUGUGUUGGGAAGAGGAACUAUCGUUUCUUCUACACCUUCAUCGUCUCUCUGUCCUUCCUGACAGUCUUCAUCUUUGGCUGCGUCGCCACACAUCUAGCACUGAGGGCACAAGGAGGGAGAGGCCUGAUGUUUGCUCUUCAGGAGAGUCCAGCCAGUGCUGUGGAGCUGGUGAUUUGCUUCUUUUCAGUUUGGUCCAUCUUGGGCCUCUCAGGCUUCCAUACCUACCUGGUUGCUUCUAACCUGACAACAAAUGAAGAUAUCAAAGGCUCGUGGUCGGGGAAGAGUGGGGCGGAGGAUACCGGAAACCCCUACAGCUAUAACAACAUCAUUACUAACUGCUGCUCUGUACUCUGUGGACCCAUGCCUCCCAGUUUGAUUGACAGGCGAGGCUUCAUGCCAGUGGAGGAGUCGUCCCAGACAGUUGCCACUGAGAUAGAGCUGGCCGCUAAGAAGGAGAUAAACGUGUGUCAACUGGUAUUGUGUCUCUCCGUAUUUGUGUGUAUGGCCCAUCACCACCCCCCACUAGGAGGACAGCUGUCUGGACUUUGCUCUGUCCUGUGCUGGCUGAUGAGCAAGUGCACACAGGGAACUAAAGAUCUGUUGGAGUCGGCAUCUCGCUCUCCGUGUCCCCAGACAGGGAAACCCCAGACCGUCUCUACUUCCUGUCCAGACAGCAUUGACCCAGCUGACCCGGCGGUGACCUUUAACCCUGCUGUAAUCUCUGACCCUGACGCUGUUGCAGUGCCCUCUCUGAAAUGCGGAGGCCGUCACCACAGCCACACCACCAGUCCUCCGGACGAACCCCGCCAGCAGCACCACCACCAUAACCGGCACCACAAGACGCGGUCGGCACGGAGCAGCAGCAGCAAGCGGGCCGCUCUCCACAUCUCCAACCCGGCUUACAACGUCAGCCUCAGCCCCCCCACCUCUCCAGGCCUUGGGCCUAGUCAUGGUACAGGGGCAGAGGACCACGUAAGGGACAGCUUUGCAGCAUUGCACUGAGUCAAGCAAACUCUAACUCCCUCUGAGUGAAUGAACCUGCGCCUUGCUGCCUUCCACAGCUCUACGCUCUGCAUGUUGUACAACAGUUUAGUCCCACUUGCCAGACUCAUGGAGCACGGCUAUAGGAAGAGACUACAGUUAGGUGGAAGCUGGUCCGUCUUUUAGAAGAGACUACAGUCAGUCACACUGGAUGCAGUCAGGUGGAAGCUGGUCCGUCUUUUAUAAGAGACUACAGUCAGUCACACUGGAUGCAGUCAGGUGGAAGCUGGUCCGUCUUUUAUAAGAGACUACAGUCAGUCACACUGGAUGCAGUCAGGUGGAAGCUGGUCCGUCUUUUAUAAGAGACUACAGUCAGUCACACUGGAUGCAGUCAGGUGGAAGCUGGUCCGUCUUUUAUAAGAGACUACAGUCAGUCACACUGGAUGCAGUCAGGUGGAAGCUGGUCCGUCUUUUAUAAGAGACUACAGUCAGUCACACUGGAUGCAGUCAGGUGGAAGCUGGUCCGUCUUUUAUAAGAGACUACAGUCAGUCACACUGGAUGCAGUCAGGUGGAAGCUGGUCCAUCUUUUAGAAGAGACUACAGUCAGUCACACUGGAUGCAGUCAGGUGGAAGCUGGUCCAUCUUUUAGAAGAGACUACAGUCAGUCACACUGGAUGCAGUCAGGUGGAAGCUGGUCCAUCUUUUAUAAGAGACUACAGUCAGUCACACUGGAUGCAGUCAGGUGGAAGCUGGUCCGUCUUUUAUAAGAGACUACAGUCAGUCACACUGGAUGCAGUCAGGUGGAAGCUGGUCCAUCUUUUAGAAGAGACUACAGUCAGUCACACUGGAUGCAGUCAGGUGGAAGCUGGUCCAUCUUUUAGAAGAGACUACAGUCAGUCACACUGGAUGCAGUCAGGUGGAAGCUGGUCCAUCUUUUAUAAGAGACUACAGUCAGUCACACUGGAUGCAGUCAGGUGGAAGCUGGUCCAUCUUUUAUAAGAGACUACAGUCAGUCACACUGGAUGCAGUCAGGUGGAAGCUGGUCCAUCUUCUUUAAGAGACUACAGUCAGUCACACUGGAUGCAGUCAGGUGGAAGCUGGUCCAUCUUUUAUAAUCUAUGUAAGUCCACAAGUCCUCAGAGAGAGGUGGGCCAUGACUGAAGCAUCACCAACACCCUCUUUACAUCCUGGGUCUAUGUGGAUGGGGACAAGGAUGUGUGACUGUUACUUUGGAGCUUAAGGAUGUAUUACCGAGGAUAGCUAUGGGGGUGUGACUGUCUGGGGAAGUCACUGCACGGUGGCCAGCUUUCACUAGCUAGGCCUAACUCACAUCUACUACCGAUUUUGUAAAGCCUGCUUGGGCCUUUACUAGACUGCAAAUUAAUGGAGAUCUAGAGCUACAUUACAGCUUCCUAUCAGAAGAGGGCACUACCUGCUGUGUGAGUUGCAGUGGAACGUGUGAUGUGAACACUUAUAUAGGACUCCUAGACAAACCUCCAAAUGUAAUUGAACUGAAUAGCCCCUUUGUUUACAGCGAAAAGCACAACGAAAGAGCUGGUGUUUUGUGGCGCAAACUUCUAUAGCCACUCAGUGAACCAUACAUUCUUCUUUUGACACUCAAGCAGAAGGGACCCAGCCAGCACUACAGGGCCUCAUACAGACUCUGUUAUUAUUCUGGGCGGCCAAAAACUAGCCUAGCAUCCAAACUGAUGUCGCUAUGUUUCAUAAUGGUGAGUGCAGCGUUUAGUCUGGCUUAAGGCUUGACAAACUUUGGGGAUACCUACCUACUGAUUUGGGAUGGCUCUGUUUAUUAGAGUAGCUGGCUUGAGACCCAAAAACCUGGCUGUGUGAGUGCCAAACAACCCAAAUCUUUUUUUUAAAUCUAAAAGCAGAACCGGACGGAUGAGCUUGAGUUAGUUUGAUAGGCUAGCUAGCAUUAGUACAUAGACCUUUCUAUAUAUCAAUGUCUCUGAACUUGAAGAGAUUUCCCCCCCCCCCCCCACAUCGAUAAGAGUAGCUCUCGUACUUAGCCCUAGACCCAAGGACAAUAGUAAGAGUGACUAGUAUUCACAACACGGACAUGACUGAAAUGCACUGGCAGAUGAGGACGUCUUGAAAAUCCUAACUGCUGUUUUAUGGUUCAAAACCAACCGUUCAUUCAACAGUAACAACUCAAGACACCCCUACAGCAUACCUCAGAAAUGCAUCACCUCACACAGGAAUGUUUUCUUACUAAAGCAGUGUUUCUCAUGAUUCAUAUACACCUCUAUAAUAAUGUACCUGAGACAUGUUAGCAGUAUCUUGCGUUGCAUGUGGUUGCCUCAUGUCCAAAAGAGUCCUUCCUCCUUUUGUUGCUUGCACUGUUAGUCCAGACAGGAUCACCUGCACUAAUUGCUAUUCCAUAAUCCACAUAUUAGAUGUGUGAAUCUGAUCCCUUCCUUGAUUUUGAGCAGUGAUACUAGACCAAAUUAGCCUCUUGUUCAUUUGCACCUUUUUGUUCUUUGUGUGUUUUGACAAAUCUAAUAGGUUACUGUGUGAUGUGAGAAGGCACACUGAACCAGGGCAUCUGCAUAGGAAGAAUUCAGAGUGUGGUUUCAGAUUGAGACCUGUCUUUGUGUUAUAGGUUUAUUUAUUUGAUAUGCAAGUUAAAAUGUGAAAGUUUGUUGAUCCACUUCGUUACGCCUCUAACCCUGCAAUCAUUUGCACAGAAAACGCAAUGAACUGCCACUGAGCAUGAAACCUGAGCACACUGAGUAGUAGGGACACACAAAGAUCACUUAACACUGACAGUCCAUUUUAUACAAAUACAAUUAUAUUCCUGUUGUCCACUUGGACCUAAAGUAUUCACAUUCACUAGAGCAGAGAAGUGAAUUCACUGCACUGCAUUUUGUGUUUUAAAUAGGUGUUUCCCUUCAUCACAACAACUUAGACAUAUUGUAGAUCAGUGGUCAUCCUCAAUGCAUUUCACAUUUGAUUCUAAAGGGCAUUUCCUGUUAUUUCAGCCAAUAUUCCUCAAAAUGAAAAGCACUGAAUUUAUAAUGGUUUAUUUCAUGUCAAUCAUGGAUCCAGAAUGAUUGGUCUGUUGAGCUCUGUGCUUAUUUAUGUUCAACAUGAUUGAUUCUUUAUGGAAAACCGUAAAAACAUUUGUGUGUUUAUAACCCAAGUGAUACGCUUGUCUCCAUACAGUAACUGGAAUUGAUGCUUUCUGUUCACGUGUUACACACCAAGGCCACCAGAUGGCGAUGGUUACAACUAAAUGGAGAUUUUCACACCAUGUUUACAGACUUUCAAAAGAGCUUUCUUCCCGGAAAUAAUCCAAUGUUUGUUCAGUCAAGUAGUUACAUAAACAAAGGCUCUCAGACAAUACUAUGUUUAUCUUUUGUGUUUGUUUUUGUUUACUGGCAAAAUGGCCCAAACAUGUGGACGAGUCUCCCUUUAGAUGUUGAUAUUAUAACAGGGUUUUGUCAUUAUUAAGCAAUUCAAACAGAUGGCCAGUGCUUAUAUUGUCUGUAAAAAAGAAAUACAUCUAAUGUAGGCCAACUGAAUCGUGGGGAAUAUUGCACAAUAAAAGAUUAACUCAA
Messenger RNA from Salvelinus fontinalis (brook trout), 6154 nucleotides. Its product is annotated as palmitoyltransferase ZDHHC18-B-like. Gene Ontology annotation, molecular function: protein-cysteine S-palmitoyltransferase activity. Gene Ontology annotation, cellular component: endoplasmic reticulum; Golgi apparatus. The record is from RefSeq and is a predicted model, not a curated record. NCBI's taxonomy places the organism in Eukaryota, Metazoa, Chordata, Actinopteri, Salmoniformes, Salmonidae. Gene Ontology annotation, biological process: protein targeting to membrane; peptidyl-L-cysteine S-palmitoylation. Bases 998 to 2593 code for a protein of 531 amino acids. The transcript is spliced from 10 exons.